Capsella rubella is the source of this 2162-nucleotide messenger RNA. RefSeq lists its product as uncharacterized. The transcript has a single exon. NCBI's taxonomy places the organism in Eukaryota, Viridiplantae, Streptophyta, Magnoliopsida, Brassicales, Brassicaceae. Bases 1 to 2085 code for a protein of 694 amino acids. The record is from RefSeq and is a predicted model, not a curated record.
AUGUCUUCUCCGUUGCUUGGUCCACCAGAGAUCCGAGACUCCAUCGAUCUCCCAACAGAACCCAUCACAGCUUCUGGUCCCAACGACCCAUUCAUGGACGCAAUGGUCUCAAACUUCAACAAAUCAACUAAACUCAACGUCAACGCUUCACCACCGAUGGGAUACACCGAGAAUGGAUCCGCCACGUACCUCUCCGCAGGCAACCCCUGCCUUGACUUUUUCUUCCACGUUGUUCCCUACACACCCAAGGAAUCUCUGGAGAAGCGGCUACACGAUGCUUGGGGACACGACGCGUUAACCACUCUCAAGCUUAUCUGUAACCUUCGUGGAGUCCGUGGCACUGGAAAAUCUGACAAGGAAGGGUUUUACACGGCGGCGUUGUGGCUCCAUGGUCACCAUCCCAAAACCCUAGCUUGUAACCUCGAGGCCAUUUCAACCUUUGGUUACUUUAAAGAUUUACCAGAGAUUCUUUACAGGAUUCUAAAAGGAUCUGAAGUCCGAGAUAACCAGAAGUCGGAAUGGCUCGAGACAAAAGGUGGAGCAUCUCGUCGUAGAAGGGCUCGAUUCUCUCUGGAAACCUCGACAGCCUCUUAUGGUGGUCGUGGCCGUGGAAGGGGCCGUGGUCGUGGAAGGGGUCGCAGUGUUUUUGAAAGCAAACCUGCGGCGGCGAGGGAGCUGAGGGUAGCAAAAGCAGAGAGGAAGAACCAAGAAGAAAAAGCCAGAGCAAGCUUGGAUCGCAAGCAAAAGAAGAUUUCCUUGGGGAAGGAAGCAUUCACAAGAUACUCACACGAUCCAGAGUAUAGAUUUCUCCACGAACGUGUGUCUGAUCUAUUCGCAAGUCAACUAAAGAGUGACCUUGAGUUUUUGGCAUCAGGCCAACAAAACGAAAUCUCUCUAGCGGCUAAAUGGUGUCCAUCAAUUGAUUCUUCUUUUGACAAAGCAACUCUUCUCUGUGAGAGCAUUGCUAGGAAGAUCUUUCCCAGAGAAUCAUUCCCGGAAUACGAAGGCGUGGAAGAAGCUCACUAUGCCUACAGAGUUCGUGAUCGGCUAAGGAAACAAGUUCUUGUUCCUCUUAGGAAGACUCUGCAACUCCCUGAAGUAUACAUGGGAGCGAGUGACUGGGCGUCUCUCCCUUACAACCGUGUUGCUUCAGUGGCGAUGAAAUCUUACAAGGAGGCUUUCUUGAAACACGACGCAAAAAGGUUUCAGCAAUAUCUUGAAGAUGCGUUUUCUGGUAAAACUACGGUGGCCGCCGGUGCUGUGUUACCUCACGAGAUAAUAAGAGAGUUAAACGGCAGAGACGGUGGACAAGUCGCUGAGCUGCAAUGGAAACGAAUGGUUGAUGACCUAAAACAGAAAGGUUCUUUGUCGAAUUGCAUGGCUAUCUGUGACGUUUCGGGGUCUAUGCAUGGUGAACCAAUGGAGGUUUCAGUGGCGCUUGGUUUGCUAGUCUCGGAGCUAUCAGAAGAGCCAUGGAGAGGAAAGCUUAUAACGUUCAGCGAAAACCCUCAACUCCAUUUGGUCGAAGGAGACUAUCUGAGAUCAAAAGCAGCAUUUGUGAGGAGAAUGCAAUGGGAUAUGAACACUGAUUUUCAAAAAGUUUUUGAUUUGAUUCUUGAAGUGGCCGUGAAAGGGAAGCUGAAGCCUGAAGAGAUGAUCAAGAGAGUGUUUGUGUUCAGUGACAUGGAGUUUGAUCAAGCCUCGACUUCGAACACUUCGUAUAACAACAGAUGGGGAAGGUCUUCGUAUGAUUCGGAGGAGGUUGAUGGUUGGGAAACAGAUUAUGAGGUGAUUGUGAGCAAGUACAGAGAGAAAGGGUACGGAGAAGCUGUGCCGCAGAUAGUGUUUUGGAAUCUGAGGCAUUCGAGGUCAACACCUGUGCUCGGAAACAAGAAAGGAGUGGCUUUGGUAAGUGGCUUUUCCAAGAACUUGUUAGAAUUAUUCUUGGAACAUGAUGGAGAGAUUGAUCCCCUAACGAUCAAGGAGGAUGAUGAUAUAUCUAAAGUUGGAGAGAUUGAUCCCAUAAUGAUCAUGGAGGCUGCUAUAUCUAAGGAUGAGUAUAAGUCGCUUGUUGUAGUUGAUUGAUUUCAUUUCAGAGAUGUGUAGACUUUGUUACAUUUGUUGUAAAUAUGAAGCUUGAAGAAAUUCAUUCCAUUACCACA